This is a messenger RNA of Cinara cedri, 8326 nucleotides long. The record is from the annotation of a GenBank genome assembly. Lineage: Eukaryota; Metazoa; Arthropoda; Insecta; Hemiptera; Aphididae.
GCAUCAAAUUAUUAUUUGCUCCACACAGUCAGAAUCUCAAAACACAAACAUUUAUGUCCACAAGGGAUACAUGCGUGGAUUUUUAUUAUUAACAAAACGUACAUCGCAGUCUCAUUAAUCAUUUUUGAUACAAUACUAUUUUGGUUAACAAUUACAUAAUAGAUAUCGGUGACUUUUUUUGUCGAAAGAAAUACCGUAAAGUUAUCGCAUUAAAAUAUAUCAUAUAUUAAUGUAUGGUUGGUAGUGUUGUCUGUUAUAGCGUAUUCACGGGGCCUUUUGUCGCGUAGUUAUUUGUCGGGCGGUUUUUUAACUUUAUUUACAUAAUAUUAUCAAAUGUGAACCUAAAAAUUCUGUUAUUCUAGUAUUGCAUGAUGGUAUUUUGUCGAAUCUCGAAUGGCUCUUUGUCGUUAUCCGGUGUCUUUAUGUCGGUUGGUGGCUUUAUGGGUGUCACCAAACUGGAUACAUAGAAAAAAGUGGGGAUGCGCUUAAUAAACUAAAACUCGAUCGUAAACUGACACACCUAUCGGUUUUAAUAUUCAAGAGUGAAUAAAAAUAUCAUACUCAUAAACAAAACAAUACAAUUACCCACCUGUUGACUGUUGUUAGCUAAUUUUAAUGCACCAUGAUUAACGUUUAAAAAUUUGUUUUGUAAUUUUUUUUUUUAAGUAUGAAUAUAUUAAUCAAAUUUACGUUAACUGCAUUUUGUUUAGCUUCAUGUAAGUAAAAUAUUAUAUUUUAAUUGAAAUUUCAGUGAUUGAAAAUAUUUUAUAAAGGUGUGCCAUCUAUAUGCUUCCUUUUUUAUUCAAUUAGUUCGGUUCUUACCUAUUAAGAUUUUCAUCAUAAUUUUUAUAAUGAAUAAUUUAUGAACAUGGAUUUAAUGUUGAACCUAGUUACUUCUUAUUAGCAAUAUAUUUUUGUUCUAGUUUGUGGAAGUUAUGAACUUAACAAGAAAAAUUCACAAUGCAAAAUACCAUUGGUAAUCCGAGGGCAAUGGUAUUCUUGGGAAAAUGGCCAUAGUACAAUAACAGAAAUUGAUGCGACAAGCAUGUCUCAAAGAGGCGAAUGCAUUAGAUCAAUGGAAGAAAAUCAAGUGAAUUUCACAUUUGUUUUCCAACAAAAUAAUGAUGACUGUUAUACUUGUGUUAAAUUCAUGGUACGAACUGUCAAUGUAUUGGAUAAAAUGGAGAGUAAGUUAUUAAAAAUAAUAAAUCUAGAAUAUAUUUAAAUAAAAAAAAAAAAUAUUCUAGGUGUUUGUAUGACAUUAAAUCCCAAUGAGAAAGAAUCUCCUGAUAAAAUAUGUCAAUUUCAAGACACCCAAUUAAUUACAUUGUUUUCGGAGAAUUAUAUACCAGUAAACUGUCGUUCGAGUCUUGAAGGUGUAUGGCAAUUUGCAUACCAGGUAAUAUUUUUAAUGUUUCUGUUUCAAGUUGAGAUUUAUUAUUUAUUAAUUAGUUGAAUUUGUUUUUAAUAAUAAUAAUAUUAUUAUUAUUUUUUAAAAAUUAACAAUUAUUCAAAUGCUAACUCUAAAUUUUAAUUUUUAGAACCGUUUUCGUUUCACUGGUGAAUGUAAUCAUCCUGAAGCUCAAAUAAAAUCUUGUCAGACUGCUGGAACACAAUUUUUAAUAACUAAUCAAAAAUUUAAUAUAACAUAUAAACAUUGUCCGGGUAUGGAAGGGACAUUUGACGGAGGUAAGUUUAUUAAAAUAAUGUUAUGUAAUACAUUGUCAUAAUUUGCCCUUUUAUUUGUCAGUUGUGGAGUACAGUUGCUUAGGAGAUUGGUUUGUUGACAAAAAUCAUUUCUUUGCUGUAGCCAAUACUAAAGAAUCUCGUAAAGAUGAGAAAUAUCGAUGUUUCUUAAAAAAUCGGGAUGAUGACCUGUACAUUGGUUCAUCAAUAACAGCAGAGUGCAAUACACUUCAGACAGUAGAAAAGAGUCCAGAAAGAUUACAUAUCAAUCCUGGUAAUAUUAAUUAAUUAUUAAAUUUGUUGUAAAUAUUCGAUAAAUCAAUCCAUACUAUAAGUGUGUAUUAUUAUUUAUAAUUAAUCUUGCAAAUUAUUCGUGGACGAAAUAAUCUUGGAUUAAUUUAAUCUAGUGUGUUUCACUUAAAUGGUAACACGAAAAAUAUUUCUGUUCAGUGACCUCGGAUUGAAAUAAAAUUUUCAAGAGAAGAUAGAAAAUACUGAAAUACACAUUUUGUAUGGAUUUUCAAAUUUCUUACUCUUUUAGUGUUCACAUGCGCAUUAAAAAUAGAACUUGCAUUUUUUUAAUGGAAACGCCUAUUUCCAACACUUGAUUUGGAUAAAUUAUUAUUCUUUAAGUAACUUAAAUAAACUUUUCCCUUUUUUAAAAAAUUGAACGAAAUAAACCUAGUUAAAGUUGAAACAAAAUUAUUUUAUUAUUAUUAAAUUUAUUUUAUUUUAAACAAUUUAUUACAUAAAAUACUCAUCAGUCAUCAUUUUCUUAUAAAUUCUAGUUAUUAUCAGAUGAACCUUCCAAGCUAUCGGUCCAUAUGUCCUCAUCCAACAAUUUUCAAAUGUGCUACAUGAGUAUUGUCUUACAAUAAUACUAUUGUGCGCAGAAGCACCAUUUUGUUGAAAAAAUAAGUUUUCUCUAAUAUCUAAUGGAACACUCUCUAAAAAUGGUGGUAAAUGGUUAGAGAGAAAAUCCAAAUAUCUCCUUACAUUUAAUGUUCCAUCAUAAAAAUACGAUUCUAUUAAUGAACCUCCAAUUAAUUCACACCAUACAUGAUAGUUUGGCUGGUGUGUUCAUCUGUUUUAAUGGCUCUAGAUUUUUUUCUUUAUGGACAUUUAAAAACUGUAGUUUAUGCUAACCCAUUAAUUAGUCUCUAGCAUUUAAAUCAAAAAAAUCGCUGAAGCUGUGAGCAUACAACUGACAAACAAACAAAUUAUGGCAUCUACUCAAGAUGAAAUCAUGUUUAGAAGCAUGUAUACAACAUAACUGACAAAACUUCAAAUAAUUUAUGAGAUAAUGAUGAUUGAUGAGUUUUUUUUAUAAUAUAUUGUUUAAAAUAAAAUAAAUUUAAUAAUAAGAUACUGGUUUGUUACAGCCCCACGGUGGCGAGUGAAAACUUUAUAGCUUCGCCACUCAGGUUUAUUAUCGCCCACCAUCCAUGUAACAAUAAAUACACCUUAUAAAUAUAAAAUAAUUUGAUGAAAAAUAUGUACCAUAACUAUUAGGUGCCUACCAUAGGUUUUUAUCACAAAUAAUCAAUAAUAUAAUAAUAUAAUAAACUAAUAUAAAAAUAAUGAGUUUAUUUAUUGAUAUUUAUUAAUCUAAAUCUAAUAACUCAACGAUAUAUUGAUAUAAUAUCAUGGAAAACAUUAACAUUUUUAAACUUAUAUCAUUAUUUUAUAUUUAUUAUUAUUACAUUUUUUAAUAUUAAUUAUUUUAAAUAUUAUAUCAACAUAUCGUCGAAUUAUUAAAUUAAUAAAUAUCAAUAAAUAAACUAAUUAUUUUCUACAUUGGUUUAUUAUAUUAUUGAUUUUAUUUGUGAUAAACACCUAUUGUAGGCAAUAAUAAUAGUAAUAGUACGUAUUUAUAGUUACAUAUUUUUACAUCAAAUUAUUUCACAUAUAUGCAAUGUAUUUAUUGUUAAAAUGGAUCACUUAACAAACCUGAGCGGCGAGUCUAUAAAGAUUUUAUACGCUGCGGCGGAGCUAUAACAAACCAGUAUCAAUAAAGAUAAAAUAAUUUUGUUUCAACUUUAACUAGCUGUAUUUCGACUAAUUUUCGAGAUAAUGGAAAAAGUCUAAUUAUUUAAGUUGCUUAAAUAAUAAGUAAUAAGAAAUAGGUGUUAAUAUUUUAACAUUAAAAGGCUAAAAAAUUUAAAAAUCCAUACAAAAUGUGUAGUUCAGUAAUUCCUAUCUUCUCUUGAAAAAACCCCAUUUCAAUUCGAAAUCAUUGGACAGAAAUAAUUUUUGUUACCAUUUGAGUGAAACACUAUAUAUUUGUUUUAAUCGUUUAUUAUUAGACAUAACAUAAAAAUACAUUUGGGGAUUAAUUUAUGAUACUCUGAGUUAUUGUUUUUUUUUUUAUUUUUUUUAGAAAGAUUUAGGCCCAUUUUGCUGAAUCCCAUCUCACCGAAACCCAUCUUGUCGAAUCAUAAUAUUUAUUAUACCAUAACUAAAUUUUGUUCGUUUUGUGUUAAAUAAAUAAAAAAUUAAUAUAUCAUUUUACAUAUUUAAUAAAAAUAUAUAAACAUUCGUCAAUAUAAAAUAAGAAUGAUAAUUGUUAGGCAGGUACUACAUAUUUACUGAUUAUAUAAAUAUUUUAGUUUUAAUCAAGAUGAAUGUGGUAGAUAAUUUUUUCUAGAUAUGUCAUGAUUGUUAUUUGAUUAUUUCCAAAUCUGAAUUAAAAUAUACAUUUCAGGUAUUAAUAUAUUGAAUUGUAUGAUUAAUUAAUUAGUAUUUACUACUCUUUUGCUGUCUAUAAUCUGUCUUCUAAUGUUUUAUAUUUUUUCUUAUUUUUGGAGCUUGGUUACAUUUUUUUUUUUUGGGCAGUAUCAAGCUCAAAAUUUUGUUUUUGGUUUUUUAAUUUUUCAAUAAAAAUAAAAAUGUUUGAAUGUGGGUGACAUAUAGUCUUGUUAAGAGCUGCAUGCCAACCUCCGAGGUGGUUAAUUGCCCUUAUAGUGUUUUAUAGUGGUUCCAUAAUCCAUAUGCUACAUAUAAUACAUAGACAAAGUAAAAAGCUGGGCUUUUUUGGCAUAAUGGAAUUUGGCUAAAUAGGAUUUUUUAUCAAACAGCAUAAAACUGGUUUUUUUUGUCCACAAAAUGGGACUAUACAGUUAAAACUUGUGUACCCUAGUACAAGCUAUGUUUUUGGGAGAGAGCAACAAUAUAUUUAUUAUACUAAUGUAUAAUUAUAUCAAUUUAUUUGUACAGUAAAAGCUGAAGUUGUUGAGCCUGGUUGUCGAUUACCCCAGAAUUUUAGUGGAGACUGGGUAAAUACAGCCAAUAUGGACGCUGAUGUAUUUGUUAAUGAAACUCAUAUAAUUGAAACAUGGUAUCCAGAUGAAGCACGAUUUAGGCGAACCAUAUAUGUGUGUCGUGAACAGAGAGGAUCUCGUUACAUGAUGGCUAGACUUACAGUCGAUGGCUGGUAUGAUGUAUAUUUAUAUUUUAUAUUUUAUUAUUAUUAUUAUUGUUAUCUAAUAUCAAAUAUAUUAUUUUAAAUUUAGUCAAAAAGAUUAUGUAUGUUUCGAUUUUGUACCUCGUCAUCAUAAUAUAAUCCGUUAUAGGAGAGGUCUAGCCUUUAUAAAAGAUAAUUUCCAUACAGUGUGCUCAUGGGUACAAUUUCCGAACAAAAAUAGUUGGAAGUAUGAUAUUUUUGUCUGUAAGUACAUUUUGAUUUUUGAAUAAAUAAAUAUUAAAGCUUACAAUUAUAUUUUCAGCCAAAAAUCCUGUUCCAAUAAGAUGUCCAGUUGCGGGUAAAUUCAAUUUUACUCAAAAAGGUGAUUUUUUGUUUGAAACUCGUAUUCUUGGUGGUGUUACACUAUCACCUCGUCCACAAAUUACAUGCAAGGAUAAAAUAUCAGAUUUUGCUGCUUGUGAUGGUGAUCAAAAAGAAAUUACUAUUGACGAAACAUUCUGUCUUGAUGUGGAUCAUCGUGGACAGCCUAUUGACAUUUAUAGUGAUCCAGAUUACCGAUUGCAAUGCAUUGGUUAUUGGAAGGAAAACUUAAAGUCAUAUUUAAUAACAUAUGAUCCUCUUGAUGCUGCUAGUAUUUACAGAUGCUGGGUAUACCAACGAGCUGAUCUUAACCGUGUACUGAUGUCACAAGCUAUAGGAUCCUUUUGUGAUCUUAAACAAGAUGCAUUUAGUAGUAAUUAUACAGAAGGAGCAACUGUUGCUGUUGAAAUGACAGAAUAUGAACGUGAACGUAUGUACUUUACUAAUAAUACAUUGUAUGUAUAAUACAUUUUAUUGUCUAAAUGAUAUUUUGUUCUAUAAUAAUUUUGAAUCUUUCUUUUAAACAUAUUUACAGGAAAUUAUAGAAUUUAUCAUAGUGGUAAAAAUAAAAAAUUUAUAAUUUUAUACUUUAUAUUAUAAAUAAAUAAAUAUGGUACAAUUAAAAUAAAAUAAUAAUUUAUAGGUUUUAGUUUUAAUUCAAAUUUGUAUGACUUUAUAUUAUUUAUUUAAAUGGCAUAGUAUUUAUAGUUAGAGAAUGGAAUAUACAGAACAAAUAGGGAAAUCAAAUUAAUCUAUCAAAAAAUUAGUAUCAAUUCUCUCCUAAAUGGAGAUCAAGCAGCCUUUUGAAGAAAUUUUUGUUGGGAAGUUAAAUGGGAAAAGACCAAGGGGCCUUAGACAAUGUUGGGCAGACAGUAAAUGAUGAUUGAAUCAAAUGUAAAAGUAAAAAUAGAAUAUAUUAUUGAUAAAGAAGUGUAGUUAAUCUAUUGAGGAGCUUUACAAGAACUAAGAACUUUAGAUAAAUAAUUUGUUUAUGUUUCAAAUUAAAGAAAUAAUGACACUGUCUUAUAAAAUAUUUAUGUAGAUAAUUACUUAAGGAAUUAAAAAUGUAAUAAUAGCAUGAUAUAGGACUUAAAUAUGAUGCAAUAAUAGUAUUUAAAGUAUGAAUGAUUGAAAACAAUAAAUUGCUUAUGUGAAUUAUACUAUUUUCUGUGUAAAAACUAUAAAAGUUUACCAAAAUAAAAAUAUCUAAGUUUUUUGAACCUUUAACAGUAAUAUUAAAUUUUUUUUUAUUUGUAUUACAGGGGAUCAAUGUCCAAUGUAUUUUGAUGAUGGAGCAAAUCCAUGGGUCCAUUCAGAUAAUUAUAUACAAGUAUUUAAAUAUGGCCGAUCUUCAACAUUGAUUGUUUCAUCAAGUUUGCUUUUAGUAUCUAUUAUAUUUACUAUUCUGUUGUAAACAUUAUAAUUAAUGAUACAUGAGAUCAUCAAAUACUAUAUUAUGACUAAAAACCGGAUUUAAUUACAUUUAAAACACGUCAAAAUUAAUUAUUAAAAUUAUAUAAUUGCACUACAAAAAUGCAAGUUAUAUAAAAAAAAUCAAAUAAAUGUUACUUUUUUAAAUUAAAAUUGAUAAUUAGAUACAUUUUUAAAUUAUUUUCAUUAAAAUUAAAUCUCCCAUUACUUAAAAUAUAUAUAAAUUUACAAUACUUAUAUAUCGGUUAUAUAUUUAAUCAGAUCUGAUUUAUCUUUAUUGCAAAAAAAGUUGCAAUAUCAAUUAAAUCCGGUCUUUAAUCAUGACAAUACCGGAUCAUUAGCAUUAAUAAAUUAUAAAUAAAUAAUACACAACAGUUUUUUUUUUUUUUUAUGAUAAUAUUGCCAAAAUCAAAUUAAAUUUGGGUUUGUUGAUUUGAUUAUAAUAUAGUAUUUGCUGAGCUACAAUUUAUUGAUAAUAGUUUCAAUGUACAACCAUUACCUAUAUAAUGGUUCAUAAAAAAUGAAAUUUGAAAAAAUAUGUUUUCUCAUCAAUAAAUUACAAUAAGGCAAUUAAUUUAUUAUUAUUCUAAUAAGAUAAAAACCACAAUGUAAUACAGUAAAACCUUAAUAAGAUUGGAUUGCUUGGGAUCAACCAAUUUGUCUGUCUUAACAGGAUUUCUAGUUUGAUGAGAUUCACAAAAUAGAAAUUGUUUUCUUUUCAAGGAUUUACUGUACAGCUUACCAUUUAUAUUGGUAAAUUUUAAAAUCUCUUAGUUUUAAUUAUUAUCUAAUUUCUUAUGUCAUCUCAUAUACUUAAUAUAUAUAUUUUUUUAAUUUUUAUACAUUAUUAUGAACAAAAUAUUUUGAUUUUUAACUUUUGAUAAUUUUCUAAUGUUAAAACUAUUAGAAUUAUCUUAAAUCAUGAUGCGUAUUUUGGCAAUGCAGUUUUGAACAACCAUAUUAAACUUGCUACUUUGGUGAUAUUUUUUACUGCAAUUGUUUAAUAACUGAAUGCAUUUAUCAAUAACCAGGUGGCUGAAAUCGUCAUUCAAUUAGAAAUUAAGUUUACUGUUUUUGUUUAUUGAUUAUAUAUUGGUAAAACACUGUACUAAAAACCUGCACUGCCAUUAUUAAAAAUCGACAAUUACCGUAAAAACUUACUUAAAUAUAUAGAUCAAUAUAUUUUGUAUAAAUAGUAAAUAUUUUAUAUUUUGAUGCUGUCCAUUACUUCAAGUAAUUUAAUUGUAUAAUAUUCAAAUGUGAAAUAAACUGUACAUUUUUCAAAUUAUUUAUAAUGCUGUUAUUUUUUUAAAUAUUCAACCUACCUACUGUUUAUAGUUUUAACUUUAAAAUAAGUUGUCAUUUUAGAUUCUGAGAGUAACAAAUAAUGUAUUGGUUUUAGUAGUUUUACAAAGAUGGUUUUUU